CUGGCGCAAAACAAGCCUGCUUUACGGCAGCCGAGAGGUCGUGCGGGAACUGUGGGCCCGAGGAAGGUUAAAGCGACUCUGAACCGAACGUUCCUCCAAGCAUCAUGCCGUUCCUUAACUUGGGUAUUAACGUGGACCAGUGGCUCUUGAAUCAGACCGGGGAGCAGCCAAUGAAGCGGGCCUCUCGUUGCCAUGCCUUCGAGAAAGAGUGGAUAGAGUGCGCCGACGGCAUCGGCCAAAUCCGGGCCAAAAAGGAAUGCAAGCUCGAGCUGGAAGACUUGUUCGAGUGCAUGCACCGCCUGAAGACCCAACAGCGCUUAUAUGAGGUCCGUAAGCAGAGGGACAAGAUGAUUAAAGAGGGAGCUUACGCACCCCCUCCACACCAUACAGGCAACGAGCAGGGCCAGCCCUGAGAGCAAGUCCCACUGUUGUACAGUUGCUUCCUCGCUUUAUGUAUUAUAAUAUCACUGCUGUAUCAACGUUGUUUAAUGUUCGCAAAAUAAAUACUAUGAUUCUAUGUAA
Puntigrus tetrazona (Sumatra barb) is the source of this 522-nucleotide messenger RNA. It is a transcript of the gene ndufs5, whose product is annotated as NADH:ubiquinone oxidoreductase subunit S5. NCBI's taxonomy places the organism in Eukaryota, Metazoa, Chordata, Actinopteri, Cypriniformes, Cyprinidae. The record is from RefSeq and is a predicted model, not a curated record. The transcript is spliced from 3 exons. Gene Ontology annotation, biological process: mitochondrial respiratory chain complex I assembly. Bases 105 to 413 code for a protein of 102 amino acids.